Symbiodinium pilosum is the source of this 1269-nucleotide messenger RNA. NCBI's taxonomy places the organism in Eukaryota, Dinophyceae, Suessiales, Symbiodiniaceae. The record is from the annotation of a GenBank genome assembly.
AUGGAGCACCCCUUCUGCGUGGAAGCAUUGUUCGUUCUCUCGGACAUCUGCCGGCAGUCGGGGCAGCACCAGGAUGCGUUUGAGCUCCUGAGACGUGCGGCCUACGCGGUCGACUGUGGCUUCCACGGCUCCUUCUCACCGUUCGCGGAGACGCCGCUUCAGGUCCGGCGUGGCGACCUGGAUUGCUCCGUCCAAUGGCCGCGGGUGCGAGUAAAGCUGGAGGAUGCGGCAGAAUGGCCUGGUUGGCCUUGGCUUACAGUUCUGUGGGCCUACAUGCUGAGCCUGGCGACGCAAGGCCUCCCUCGAACUGCCCUGGAAGUCUGCAAAUUGGUCUUGGCCAUGACGCUACCACGGGAUCCUCUGCAUGCGCUGGUACACCUCGAUUUUCUGUGUCUGCGAGCACAAGAGAACGCUAUGCUGAUUGAAAUCGCAGAGGGCUUUGACCUCCCCUGCUCCUUCCCCUCCCAGACGGUACUCCGCCUGGACUGCGCGAUGCCCAAUUUUGCGUAUGCAGCUGCACUGGCGCUGCACCACUUGAAGUGCGGGGGCCGGGCUGCGCAGAAUGCUGAUGAGGCCGCUGCCAUCGGCACCGUGUCCGUGGAGGAUUUGACGCUAAGAUGCUGGAAACGAGAUGAGCCGAAGGAGGAGGGCGCCUCGAGAUCGCACGUGGCGCUGAUGCACGCUAUGCUGCUUUUUCCCAGGUUGCUGCGCCCGAUUCUGCAAGCCUUGAGUGUCUCGCUUGCAACGUCUCCAGCAGGCUCACCCUACAGCGCGCCCUGGCAGCAGCUCCUGGAGAAGAGCCCCUUUGCUCCUCAGACGCAUGUCCUCCACAAGCAGUAUUCCAGGAUGCACGGCCUGGUCUCCGAAGCCUUCGUCCACCGCUGCGCCGCUCUCUUCCGAGGCGACGGAACACUUCGCUGGAUGCACGCUUGCGCCGGGCGCCUGACGCAGAUGUGCGAGUCCUCUCUGUUCGAAAAGGAGCUCAUGCAAGAGCGGAAGUCUUGGAGCGAAGCAGAGCUUGGAGUUGGAGAAGCUCUCAGUAAGGAUUUCCGCGAGUUCAACACCUUGGAAGUCGAAGCAGAGCGAAAACCUCCAGUUAUACUGGAGCGUACCUUCAACAGCUGGGUGGGCACGCCUGCAGCCCUCCCUGCUGAGGAGGAGUCUGAGGAGUCUCUGGUUCCUAGAUUCUUUCAAUGCUUUGUAGUUGCAAUCCCUGAAGAUACCAUUACAGUUUCUAUUGUUGUGUACAGGUUUCUUCCCAUAGUCUGA